Messenger RNA from Saccostrea echinata, 1821 nucleotides. RefSeq lists its product as uncharacterized. Gene Ontology annotation, molecular function: DNA-directed DNA polymerase activity; DNA binding; nucleotide binding. Bases 1 to 1821 code for a protein of 606 amino acids. The transcript is spliced from 2 exons. Gene Ontology annotation, biological process: DNA replication. NCBI's taxonomy places the organism in Eukaryota, Metazoa, Mollusca, Bivalvia, Ostreida, Ostreidae. The record is from RefSeq and is a predicted model, not a curated record.
AUGUCUAUAAGUGGACGACAGGCUUUUUACCAAUGGUACGAACAACAAGCCGGAAAAGUGUUUGAUUUCCAGAAGGAAUUUUUGGACUAUUGUGUCUCGGACGUCGAUAUUUUACGACGAUGUUGUGCUCAGUUUAGAGCCACCCUCAAGAGCUUGGUCCAUGUAGACCCCUUCCAGGAAUCCAUCACUUUUGCCAGUGCCGCCAAUUUAGCUUACCGUCGAGGAUUCAUGCCCAGAGAGACCAUUGCCAUCGUUCCCAACCUGGGGUAUCAGCCUGCACGUCGAUAUUCCGCCAAAGCCUGUCGGUGGUUAAGCUGGAUGAGUCAGCAGAGCGGACAUAACAUACGGCAUGCAAGAAACGGGGGAGAAGUCAAGAUCGGAAGUUAUACCGUCGACGGAUAUCAAGAAGCCACUCACACCGUGUGCGAAUUUUACGGAUGCUAUUGGCACGGAUGCCCCACUUGCUAUCCGAAUUUACAGACCGAAAGUCAUCCUCACCGGACCCAAUUUACCUAUGAACAAUUACACGAGGAAACUUUAAGAAGGAGUUCUGUUUUAGAGGAAAUGGGGUACUCCCUCCUUAGCAUCUGGGAGCACGAAUUCGAUCAAGAAGUGCAAAGAGAGGUAACUCUACAGAAUAAUGUACGAGAACUGGACAUUUCAGAUCCUUUGAACCCCCGAGACGCCCUGUACGCAGGCCGGACUAAUGCGACUAAAUUAUAUUGUGAGGAGGGGGACAUGAGAUACGUGGACGUCUGUUCCUUAUACCCUUACGUAUUAAAACACAGACCUUUUCCCCAAGGCCAUCCUCAGAUCAUAACAGACGACUUCCAGAACGUGAGAACUUAUUUCGGCCUCAUUCACUGUCGGGUCCUACCACCCCGAGACCUCUGUCAUCCCCUUUUACCUUAUCGCACGGGAGGCAAGUUAUUAUUUCCCUUAUGUCGAACGUGUGCGGAACGACAGGACUCUACCUCUAAACAUCGAUGUCAACACGCAGACCAGGAACGCAGUCUUACGGGUACCUGGGUGACUACAGAAUUACAUAAAGCCCUAGACAUGGGAUAUACCUUAGAGCGGAUUUACGAAGUUUGGCAUUUUCCAGAAAGCAGUCAAGAUUUAUUCAGACCUUACAGCGAUACCUUCUUAAAGAUCAAACAGGAAGCUUCUGGAUUCCCACCUGAUUGUCAGACGGAGGAACAGAAACUAGAUUACAUUCGUAAAGUCUUAGAAAGAGAAGGGAUCAGGAUGGACCUGUUAAAAGAGGAAUUACAGCAACUCUUACAAGAUUCGACCAUUGACAUCAAAGGGAUAGAACUCUUAGAAAAUAAAGAGCAGCCAGAAUCGGACAUGAUGCUGGUCAAUUAUCAAGAGAAACAGGAAUUUGUAGAAGAGUGUCCCUUCGGAAACGUGGUACUGGCCUGUUUCACUACAGCCCAUGCCCGAUUACACCUCUACGAGACUUUACAACCUUUAGGAGAUCGGGUGCUUUAUUUCGACACGGACAGUAUCAUAUACCAACAUAAGGAGGGACAAUUUAAUCCUACCCUUGGCAACAGUUUAGGAGAAUGGACCGACGAAUUAGACGGGGACCACAUUAUCAAAUUCAUGUCAGGAGGCCCCAAAAAUUAUGCUUACCUCACAGCCAAGGGAAAUUCCAUGUGUAAAGUCAAAGGAUUGACUCUUAAUUAUCGGGCCUCUCAGAUCGUGUCACCAGAGACUUUAGAAAAAAUGCUCAAGAAGAAAUUGAUGAAAUCCAAGUCUCGUAUCCCUACAAAAUACAGAGGACUCGUCAACAUGAAGUCAAGACAAUACCUUUAG